Chelonoidis abingdonii (Abingdon island giant tortoise) is the source of this 4557-nucleotide messenger RNA. Its product is annotated as keratin, type II cytoskeletal 5-like. Lineage: Eukaryota; Metazoa; Chordata; Testudines; Testudinidae. Gene Ontology annotation, cellular component: keratin filament. Gene Ontology annotation, molecular function: structural constituent of skin epidermis. Gene Ontology annotation, biological process: intermediate filament organization; keratinization. The record is from RefSeq and is a predicted model, not a curated record.
AUGAGCUGGCAAUCCGGCAGCAUCCGAAGUGGAGGUGGGAGCAAGGGCUUCAGCACAGUGUCCGCUGUGGUUCCAAGUAGCCACAGAGCCAGCUUCAGUUCGUUCACCAUGUCAAGAGGCGGUGGAGGUUUCGGAAGGCUCGGUGGUGGAGGCAGUUUUGGCAGCAGGAGCCUAUAUAACCUAGGGGGCACUAAGAAAAUUUCCAUCAGUGGUGGGAGCAACCUCCGGAGUGGAUUUGGGGGUGGAGCUGGUGGUGGCUUCGGUCUUGGCGGCGGAGGUCAUGGUGGAGGAUCUAGUUUUGGCGGGGGAGCUGGUGGUAGUGGGCUCAGUAUUGGUGGUGGAGCCACUGGGAGUGGAUUUGGCUUCGGUGGCAGUGGGCUUGGUUUUGGUGGUGGGGGAGGCUUUGGUGGUGGUAGAAGUCCAGCAGGAUUUGGUGGUGGCAAUUCACCUGGUAUGGGUACCAUCCAAGAAGUGACCGUCAACCAAAGUCUUCUGGCGCCACUGAACCUGGAGAUUGACCCAAACAUCCAACAGGUGCGAAAAGAGGAGAAGGAGCAGAUUAAGAGUCUCAACAACAAAUUUGCUUCUUUCAUUGACAAGGUCCGCUUCCUGGAGCAGCAGAACAAGGUGCUUGAGACCAAGUGGACCCUGUUGCAGGAGCAGGGUCAGAAAUCCAACUCUGACAAGAAUAACCUCGACCCCCUCUUUGAGUCUUAUAUCAACAACCUGAGGAAGCAGCUGAACAACCUGUUAAAUGAAAGAAGGAGGAUGGAGGGAGAACUGAAGAACACACAGGACCUUGUAGAGGAUUUUAAGAACAAGUACGAAGAUGAAAUCAACAGGCGCACAGCUGCGGAGAAUGAGUUUGUGAUGCUCAAGAAGGACGUGGAUGCUGCCUAUAUGAAUAAGAUAGACCUAGAGGCCAAGGUGGAUGCGUUGAUGGAUGAGAUCAACUUCCUCAGAACCCUCUAUGAUGCGGAACUGGCCCAGCUGAAUGCCCAUGUGUCCGACACCUCCGUCAUCCUGUCAAUGGACAACAACCGAGACCUGGACCUUAGCAGCAUCGUGAACGAAGUCAAAGCUCAGUACGAGGACAUUGCUAACAGGAGCCGAGCUGAGGCUGAAUCAUGGUAUCAGAACAAGUUUGAGGAGCUGCGAGCCACUGCUGGGAAACAUGGUGAUGACCUGCGGAACACAAAGGGAGAAAUCUCAGAGCUCAACCGGCUGAUCCAGAGGUUACGGGCCGAGAUUGAGAAUGCAAGGAACCAGUGCGCCAGUCUGCAGACAGCGAUCGCGGACUCCGAGGAGCGUGGCGAGCUGGCUCUCAAAGAUGCCAGGAUGAAGGUGGCUGAUCUGGAGGAUGCUCUCCAGAAGGCCAAGCAGGAUAUGGCCCGCCAGCUGCGGGAGUACCAGGAGCUGAUGAAUGUCAAGCUGGCGCUGGAUAUCGAGAUCGCCACCUACAGGAAGCUGCUGGAGGGAGAGGAGAGCAGGCUGUAUGGAGAGGGCGUCAUUCCCAUCAGCUACUCGGUGGUCAGCUCUAGUGCUGGAAUUGGUGGCGGAGCUGGUUUAGGAGGAGGAUUUGGCGGCUUUAGCUCAGCAGGAGGCGGAGGAGGAUUCGGCUAUGGAGGUGGAAGCGGUCUCAGUCUCGGAGGCGGAGGGUUCGGCUCUGGAAGCGGAGGCAGCUUCGGAGGAGGCUUUGGCUACGGAGGUGGCAGCGGGCUGAGUGCCGGAGGAGGAAAUUUCAGCGCCGGAAGCGGGAAAGGCACUGGGGUGGGAACCAGCGCGGGCGUGAAAAUUGUCUCCAAAACCUCUUCCAGCAAAAAGACCAUUAAAAGACCAUGCCCCACUAGCCUGAUUUAUGCAGUCAUCCUCGCUUGUGAUAGUGCAGAUGACAAAAGGGCAGUAUCUUACUUUGCUAGAAAACCCAUUGAGGUCAAUGGAACUAACUGCAUACCGAAGUUUUCAUUUGAACGAGCCGCCAUGAGUCGAAUCUCCAUGAGAAAAUCAACAAGUGGGGGUGGAAGCAAGACCUUCAGCUCAGGUUCUGCUGGCUUAGGCGGAGGUUUUGGUGGUGGUGGCAGAAGCAGCUUCAGCUCGGUCUCUGUCUCUCGAGUUGGAGGAGGAAGAGCUGGUGGCUUUGGAGCUGGUGGCGGUGGCGGUGGCGGUUUUGGCAGCAGAAGCUUAUAUAGCCUAGGUGGAAAUAAAAGAAUUUCCUACAGUACCAUCGGCGGAGGUCUCCGGAGUGGAUUUGGUGGUGGUGGAGGAUACGGUUUCGGUGGAGGAGCAGGCUUUGGUUACGGUGGUGGAGCAGGCAGUGGUUUUGGUCUCGGUGGAGGUGGCGGGUAUGGGUUAGGUGGUGCUGGCGGUGGCUAUGUGUUGGGUGGCCCUGGGUUCAGUGUAAGGGGUGGCCCUGGGUUUCCCGUUUGUCCACCUGGUGGCAUCCACGAAGUGACCGUCAACCAAAGCCUCUUGGCGCCUCUCCACCUGGAUAUCGACCCGGAGGUCCAGAAAGUGAAAUUGCAGGAGAGAGAACAGAUCAAGACCCUCAACAACAAAUUUGCCUCCUUCAUCGACAAGGUCCGAUUCUUGGAGCAACAGAAUAAAGUAUUGGAGACCAAAUGGACUCUACUGCAGGAACAGGGUCAGACGACUGUCAAACGGAAUCUGGAUCCUCUUUUUGAGGCCUACAUUAACAACCUCAGGAGGCAGCUAGACAACCUCUUGGGGGAGAAAGGAAGGCUGGAUUCAGAACUGAGGAACAUGCAAGACAUGGUGGAGGAUUUUAAGAAUAAAUAUGAAGAUGAAAUUAACCGGCGCACAGCUGCAGAGAAUGACUUUGUGGUGCUCAAGAAGGAUGUGGACGGCUCCUACAUGAACAAGGUCGAGUUGCAGGCCAAAGCAGAUGCGCUGAUGGAUGAAAUUAAUUUCCUGAGAGCUCUGUAUGAAGCGGAACUGAGCCAGAUGCAGCAGCAGGUCUCCGACACCUCCGUCGUCCUGUCUAUGGACAACAACCGAAGCCUGGACCUGGACAGUAUCAUCCGGGAGGUCAAAGCGCAGUACGAGGAGAUUGCCAACAGGAGCAGAGCUGAGGCGGAGUCUUGGUACCAGACCAAGUUUGAGGAGCUGCAGAUCUCCGUCGGGCGGCACGGUGAUGACCUGCGCAACACAAAGGUCGAAAUUUCCGAGAUCAACCGGAUGAUCCACAGGCUGCGGAAUGAAAUCGACAGCGUGAAGAAGCAGUGCGCCACCCUGCAAGCGGCCAUUGCUGAGGCCGAGGAGCGCGGCGAAAUGGCCCUCAAGGAUGCCCGAGCGAAACUGGCUGAGCUGGAGGAUGCCCUGCAGAAGGCCAAGGCAGACUUGGCCCGCCAGCUGCGGGAGUACCAGGAGCUGAUGAACGUCAAGCUCGCCCUGGAUAUCGAGAUCGCCACCUACAGGAAGCUGCUGGAAGGAGAGGAGAGCAGGCUGGCAGGAGAGGGAGUUGGACCCGUGAGCAUCUCGGUGGUCAGUUCCUCUACUGGAUACAGUGGCGGAGGCAGCCUGGGAGGAGGAUAUGGAGGUGGGAUUUCCCUGGGAGGUGGCGGAGGAGGUGGCGGCGGCUACAGUCUCGGCAUUGGAGGCGGGAGUGGAUUCGGCCUUGGCGCCGGCAGCAGUACCGGAUAUAGCUACGGAAGCGGGCUAAGCGUUGGAGGUGGCGGCGGUUUCAGCUCUGGAAGUGGAAGAGCCCUGAGUGGAAGUCUGAGCUCUGGAGGGAGGAGCAGCUCCAGCAUGAAAAUCGUAUCCAAGACCACGACCAGCAAAAAAUCCAUCAGAUAAAGACAAGGCCCCCAGCGAUCCCCGCAUGAAUGAAAGCACGUUUCCUACCUACUGAAAGCAAGUGCAGCCCGUAGAAAUCCAUUGUGUAAAUAGCUGAGCUAACCCCCACACUCAAGUCCUUUCACCUUUUCCCCGUGGAUUUGGUACAGCCAGGAUCUUACCAUGGAAAUCAGGAAUGUUGUAGGCCAAAGCAUUGCUUGCAAUCUGUUUCACAUGUGGGGUUCUGACCAGCACAGAGGCCAGACCAUAUUCCUGAUUCGGCACGUGCUUUAACGUUCAUUCCCAUUGGAAUUGUGAACUUAAAGAUAAGCUGAAGCACUUUGCUGAAUCGGGACCCAUUUGAUCACCACGGCCAGUUAAAUCCAUCACUUACAGCUGCUGGAAAAGGGGAUUUCCAUUUACAUGCUGUGUGAACGUGCCUAGAUAUAUGUUACCUGGAAUCUCUUUCCUGUUUGGGCAUGUUCAUUUAAUUCACAGUAAAAAAGAAAAACAUAGCGUCAGCCUCACGAAAUUACAAAUCCAUCUGUUCUAGCCAAAGAAAAUAGUUACACGACACUAUAAUCAGGUAAAAUCUGUGCCCCAACAUGUGUUCUAAGCUGCGGGUGUCGUCCUGGCAACUAAAAAAAUAUCUUCGGCGCAGUCUUUUUUGUGAGUGAUCCGGUGGAAAAGGUGUUUGCUUUUUUUGAUGUAUAAACUCCAGCACUGAUUUCUAAUUCUUUGUCCUCAUGGCUACAGCCCCUUGAC